Molecule: messenger RNA, 1800 nt
Organism: Pediculus humanus corporis (human body louse)
Lineage: Eukaryota; Metazoa; Arthropoda; Insecta; Psocodea; Pediculidae
Exons: 9
Coding region: 1-1800 (599 amino acids)
Biological process (GO): regulation of alternative mRNA splicing, via spliceosome; mRNA splice site recognition
Cellular component (GO): ribonucleoprotein complex; cytoplasm; nucleus
Molecular function (GO): mRNA 3'-UTR binding
Source: RefSeq, a predicted model, not a curated record
AUGCUAGCAAAAAAAUGCACAGAAUCGGACGUCCGUAAUUUAUUUAGUCCUUAUGGUAAUAUAGAAGAAUGUACAGUACUUAGAGAUACUACGGGACAAAGUUGUGCCUUUGUAACUUACGCAUCGAAGCAAAGUGCUAUCAACGCCAUAAAAGCAAUGCACCAUUCUCAAACUAUGGACGGGUGUUCUUCGGCUUUGGUGGUAAAAUUUGCGGAUACUCAAAAGGAAAAAGACCAAAAAAGAUUGCAGCAAAUGCAGGCUAAUUUAUGGAAUUUAACAGGUGUAGGAAUGGGUCAUUCUCAAUACCUCGCCGGGGAUUCGCAUUGUCUCGCUCCUGCUAGCGUUUUACUACAACAAUUAGCAGGAGCUGCAAGCACUCCGACGCCUGCCAGCGUGGCUCCAAGCCUCGCAUCUCUUCAACAGCAGCUUCUCAUGCAAUCUGCAUUAAAUACGCCUUCACUACAGAGUUUAGCCCUUGGACUUCCGGGAUCCACAGCACUGAAUUUACAGGGAUCGUCAGGAAGUACAGCGGCGGAUAUUAGUCCUGCUAAUCUACAAAAUUUGGCUACCCUAGCAAAUCUUUCCGUUGCAUCUCCGACUGUUAAUCCUAUGAGUGUACAAAAUUUGGUUACCCUAGCAGCCAUUCAGGGAAGUAACGGAACUAGUCUUCAAGUUUCACCUUCUGAUCAAAAAAAUUUAAAGCGGUGCAAUUCCCUGACCAAUCUCCAUCACGAGAAUAUUUCGCAUUUCCUGGAUUCGUCUCAUCCUACAAUACCGACGCAUAAUAAUAAUAAUAAUAAUAAUAAUAAUAAUAAUAAUAAUAAUAAUAGUAAUAAACUAUCGAAAAAUUUCAAAAAUGCUUUUUCAAUAAAAAACGACAACGUGGACGUUAAACAUUAUUUAAAUAAAAAUUACUUGUCGGAAUUUAAAGAAAAUCGUAACGAAACGAAUUUUCUACUCAUUGACUUAUUGAAAAAAACAGAACCGAAUAAUUUUCACGAGAGUUUGAUGGAAAGGGAAAACAACAACAACAAUAACAACAACAAUUCUAAAACGUUACCCUUGAAAGUAUUGUUAGAAAAUGAUAGAUUGAAAAGUUAUUGGAAUGAGGAAAAAGACGUGAUAACGAAAAAAAGAUACACAAUGACCAUACCCACCCGACAAAAAGAUGAUAAAUUUUCAACAAAUUGGAAUUUAAACGAAUUUGUCAAACAAACUCUCAACAUCCGGAAAAAAAAUUUUCCCGAUCGCGAUUGUACCGAAAUCGUAGACCUUAAUUGUUCCGACGAUAUGACGAACAACCAAACGAAAAAUUCACAUCCAAUGUUUUAUUUUCCCAGGUCAUUAGGAAAUGGAAACGGUGGAGGAUCCCCUCUAAGUCCGGUCACAUUGGGUUCACCAAUAACAAAUCUCGCUACGCAUAAUGGUACGUCAUUAGACGCAUUUGCGUCUGCCUACCAGAAUUAUACAGGGUUUGCUGGAAGUGGUUUACCAUCAAUCACAAGCGGAGCCGGAAAACAAAUAGAAGGACCGGAUGGUGCUAAUUUAUUUAUAUACCAUUUGCCCCAAGAAUUUUCCGAUGCGGAUUUAGCAACGACUUUCCAUUCAUUCGGAAACGUUAUAUCAGCAAAAGUUUUUAUCGAUAAAAUGACCAAUCUUUCUAAGUGCUUCGGAUUUGUAUCUUACGACAAUGUUUUAAGCGCUCAAUCAGCAAUUCAAGCAAUGAACGGAUUUCAAAUCGGAACGAAAAGGCUAAAAGUCCAAUUGAAAAGAUCGAAAGAAGCCUCGCGGCCAUAUUGA